UAAAGUUUGUUGUCGUUCACAGACAUCACAGACUAAACAUGGCCUCCCUAGCAACCGCACGACGCGCCGAAAACCACUUCACGCAGGGAGAGGCCGGAGAUCCCGGCAGUGUCCCGCUGCCCUGCACAGCCUCCCCGGUCGACAGUGACAGUGCUGAUCACGGUCUAACCAGGCAGAGAGCUGCACAGUUUGUCAGGGAGGCCGAGAGGAACAGGAGGCAGAUUGAAAAGUUGGAGAAAGAGAGGACGCUCAGUGUUCAGUGCAGAAAGAAUGGCUGGACGGACGUGUCCGGAGAACUCGGAGAGUACGACAGAGUGCUGGAGGACGAGAGAAAUGCAGACAAGAUGAAUCUUCAACAGCAACUUGUGAAGAUUCAUAAUGGCGUGAUGAGGUUUCAGAGACAGCUGAUAGAUGUGAAACCAACUCCUGAGCUGAUUGAAAGACUGAAGAAAAUAAUGUCAGAGGUGGAAAUCUCAAUCAACACCUUCAAAGAGGAGCAGUGCUCACGCUUUGAGGCACUUCAGAAGGAGGAGAGGACAUGCAGACAGGAGAUCACCGCUUAUGAGAAAAAGAUUGAAAACUGGAGCCUCGCUUCAAAAUCGAACCCCAAACUACCCACAGCUCCCACGGUCAAAACCAAACCUCCAGACAGAGACCUCCCUCCAGAGGUCAGAGCGCUGGAGGCUUUCCUGCAGAGGACAGGAGGCUCUUAUGGCGGCUGGGACCCAUAUGACCACCAAGCCUUCCUCAAAGUCUGGACAAAGCACAGUGGGCAACCAGCCUACAGGAGAGAGGCAAAACUUUACCUGCCUGGUAAAACAUUAGAGGAGAUAGAGCAACAUGAGGACUGGCACCAGGAGCGGAUCUAUCUGCAGGACAGAAAUAGAGAGGCUAUUCAGCGGUGGAAAGCUUGCAAACAUCAGGAACGCCAGACCAGGAUACAGAGUCAGGAGGAGGCAGAAAGCAGGGAGAGGGAGGCCAAGAGCCAGGCCCAGCAACACACUUUUAGGACUGAGGAGGAGAAGCGGCAGAUGGCACGGCAACUGGAGGAGUGGAGGGAAGAGAGGAGAAGGAAAGAGGAACAGGAGGAGGAGCAGAGACUGGCUGAGGAGACACAGAAGAGGAGACGGGCAAAGGAAGAGCGUCGCCGCCAGCUGGAAGUGAAGCUGACCAUUGAGGAGCAGCUACGUCUGAGGAGAGAGGAGGAGGAGGAGCAUGGCAGGAGGAGGAGAGAGGAGGAACAGAGGGAGAUGGAUGAGAGGAGAAGGGAGGCAACAAAGGGGAUCAAACGCUUUAAUGAAAGGGAUCUUCACAGGUUGGAGGAAAAGUUACAGGAGAAACAGCAGAGAGAAAAGGAGGAAGAGGAACGACAGAGGAGAAUUGCUGUUAAAUUAAAGGAGAAGGUCGACGGUCACGUCAGCCGAGACCCCUCCAGGCUUACCCGUCCAACUAAGGGAUGGGAUGAGCGAAUGAAACACAUCGGACCUUCAGGAGAAGGACCUCUGCUACAGAUGUUUCACAGAGCUGUUCCCACUUGGAGACAAGGCCUGUGAUGAGCAACAAUGGAUGUCAGCCAAGCAGCCCUGAAAUGCAUUCAGAAUGUCAGAAAUGAGAUUUAAAUGAAAAUUAAUGUAACAGGACUUCAACACCAGAUUUCGCCUGUAUUUGGAUCUACUGUGCUGCUGUUUGAGGUUUUGUCUAUGAAUUUGCAAAACAGUUUUUUUUAGGUUAAAGCUAAAUAUAGCUUUGUGUAUGUUUAACUUAUAUUCUCCAUUGGUGGAUUGUAAGUAAAUAAAUUCACUUACGGCCCCUCUUUAAGUGCAAAUGUGUGACACUUGUACUUCACCUGGGUGUUUUUUGUCAUGCUAUUUUAUACUUUAUAGUGGUAAAUAAUCCACUACAUUUAUCUGUCAGCUUGUCACUUGUCACAAAUGCUUAUAAAAUAUGAUGCCUUGUAAAAAUAAAACCAUCUGUAUGCAAGUGAAGCUAAAAUGAUUGAUUUAUGUACAGAAAAUUAAUCAGGAUCUACUUUGGUAAUCAUUUGAGUCCCUUUUCAUGUAGAAAUGUCAAAUGUCAUUAUUCCACCUUUAAAUAUCUGAAGAUUUGGGAAUUUUUGUAAGUUAUUGUGAAUACUUUGGAGGCCAAAACAGUCAGUUAAAGAAUCGAGACAACAACCAGCAGAAUGGUGAGUAGUUGCCCACAUAAGAUUUAAAACAUUUGCUCCAUAAUAGUAAUGUUUAGGAUUAUAUCUGAAUAUAUUUUUAAUUAUGAAAGUAGAACUCUCAGGUCAUUGUUAAGCACAUUUUCCUGAUUGUGCUGAAAUAUUUUCCUUUAUUAAAAUGGAAUAUGCUAGACUUGUAUUUGUAUUAAAGCAUUUUUGCACUGUG
Molecule: messenger RNA, 2387 nt
Organism: Scophthalmus maximus (turbot)
Lineage: Eukaryota; Metazoa; Chordata; Actinopteri; Pleuronectiformes; Scophthalmidae
Product: coiled-coil domain-containing protein 112-like
Exons: 14
Coding region: 39-1553 (504 amino acids)
Source: RefSeq, a predicted model, not a curated record